This is a messenger RNA of Notodromas monacha, 514 nucleotides long. The record is from the annotation of a GenBank genome assembly. NCBI's taxonomy places the organism in Eukaryota, Metazoa, Arthropoda, Ostracoda, Podocopida, Cyprididae.
AUGAGAAAAUCUCCUCACAAUAAAUUGUUGGAGUUAGUUAAGACAAACUUGCAACGCUUACCCCUCAGAAUUUUUGAAUUCAACCUGGCAUUAAUUCCAAGGGUUGUCUCCAGGUCUUCCAAGGCUGGUCUCGUCGGUGGCGUGGAAGCCGUGCGUCGGUGCAGAAAAUCGGCAGCAGACGAAAGCGUCGGUCCCAAUUUAGCAAAAGUUGAAAUGGACGGCGAGAAGACGCCUUUGCUACUUUCGGCUUCUUUGCAUGCGGAUCGAGUCAAAGCGUCGUUUUAGCAGCUCAAUGAUUUGCAGAGCUGCUGCUUCUAUAUACUCCGUCCAUCUUGAGGGACGCUUAUAUUUGACUCGAUGUUUCGCGACAUGUGGCUCUUGUUAUAUUCUGUUAUUGGUACCCAGACUUUGAAUCUCCAGAUCACAUGUGCAACUAGCCUGCCAUCGGCGUGAUGGAAUUCCACGGUGCGAUUCUUUCGUGGCCAAAUAAAUGCCUCACGUAUAUACUGCCUUC